GCAAGAUAUUCCUUGUGUGACAGCCCAAAGACCCGAUGAAGGGGCUGUGCACAACUCACUAUGAGCUUAAUAAUAGCCAGGAGAAUUUAUUGCCAUUUACAAGUGUUAUAACCACUAUAAAAAUAAGGGUCUAAACAAUUAAAACUAUAAUUACCGUAUUAUAGCCUUUGCUAAGAGAAUUACUUGGAGAUCAAGCAACGAGAGGAAUCCCAUCAGGUUCGAUUUUCGUAUCAGUUCAAAUGUAUUUCCCCGGACUUUGGAGCCACACGGAUUCCAAUAGCCUAAAUAACACAGAAUCGAACCAACCAACGUCCAGGAACAGGUCGCGGUCCGAGGUCAAACCCGCCAUUUCCGCAGCUAACGACGUCAGAAGGGAGGCCGCCCUGGCGCUUGGACAACCAUAACCAACUUCCUGUUUCCCAUAGGCGCAACACAACUCUCCAAAUUCUUCGACGACUCAAUAAUUGUUAAUUGUAUACAUACAACUAUACUGUUAUCAAUAUGCCUAUUCGGAAUCCAUUUGCAAAGCGUACUGGCCUCGAGGGUCUGCCGGACGAAAAUGCGAGGCCCGAGUCUCCCGGCGGCCACGGCUUGGCAGUUGACAAUGCGGAUAUAAAGGCGUCUAAAACGUCCUCCGCAUUGAGUAUAAAUAGCAAGAAGGUUGAACAGCCUCCGGAAUAUAAAAUGAGCGUCGUCAAUGAUAGCGGGGUAUAUUUACCACCAUCACCACCCGAAAAGAAAAGCUUCUGGCCUCGUCGCUCCAACCCAUCGAAUGCAUCCUCCAGUACAACCCGAAGUUUCGCGGAAAUUGAGCCAUUCUCCAUCUCCAGGGAAUCCUUUGAUUCGUACAGACGCUCAUUUGAUAUUUCUGCUAGGUCUCCGGUUAUGGAGAGUUCAUCAUCUGUGAAUGGGCGCCAAUCUCUCGAUGCGCGUCUACCCCGCUUACCCCGCUCAUCACUUCACGAAGGGCGCUUUCAAGGGGGCCCACCGACAGAAGAAGAAGAAGGCGAAGGAUUCGAAGACGUGGGCCUGAAUGACAACCCGAUCAAAGACAAACUUGCGCCGAAGAAAAAGGGUUUCUUUUCGAGACUGGGCGACCAGGGGUCCGAUGAGCCCGCCUUAGCAACACCUUUGACGUCCAGAUUCCACUUCACAAAUAGGAAGAGGGGCCUUAGUGGGCAGGGUGCAGAGCUAGGCAACAUGGAAAGGCCAGUGACAGCUAAUUCUCAGCAAGGGACUGAAGUGCGGUAGAUACCCGUGUGAGAAGUUGCCCGGGCGGGCGUUGUACUUUAUAUUGACACGUGAGGGAGCUGGUCGGCGUUUGGCAACGUUUGGGUAUUGAUUUUUGUCGAUAGAGCACACAUAUUAUGGUGACUGAAUGGAAAUACACGUCACAGGGGACGAUGUGAUGGUUGCCUGUUCCGAUAGAGACAUCCCUCGUUAGGCAUAAUAUGAGACCACAAACUAUGAGAUUUAUUUUCCCGUCCAGUAAUAAACACAAAUAGUAAUUCAUAGUUUAAACAAGC
This is a messenger RNA of Pseudogymnoascus verrucosus, 1526 nucleotides long. RefSeq lists its product as uncharacterized. Bases 502 to 1251 code for a protein of 249 amino acids. The record is from RefSeq and is a predicted model, not a curated record. NCBI's taxonomy places the organism in Eukaryota, Fungi, Ascomycota, Leotiomycetes, Thelebolales, Thelebolaceae. The transcript has 4 exons.